AUGGUGAAGCUGAUGUCAACGUGCUGUUAGCUGAUGGUAGAUGGUAGUGCUUUCCUCUAGGCUUCGUCUGUGUGGUUUAGCUCCUUCAAAAGGAACAACAAUUCCUGUUGGGUGUGAUUUUAGGCUUUUCCUUGACCAAGUGCAGUACUCUGCCCUUUAGCCUGGGCAGUGGCAUCUGACUGAAGCUGGGAGGCAGUCCAACCGUAGGCCAGUAGGAUUGGAAACUCUAGGGAGAAGCAGGGCGAGAGGCGUGGUGUGGGCGUGACCGUCUCAGGACCAGGCCACGCCUCCUUCGCCUCUCUGGGCUGCGCAAGCGCGUCGUGGGCUGUGAGCUGUCAGGAUCCUAGCAGUGGGAGGCAGGGAUCGGACAUCGGUGCAGGGACUCCGCCGUGUGAGCCCCGCACAGCGACAACCGGGACAAGUGCUUCGAGGCCUGGGCUGCCUGCCAGGUCACACAGUCGAACAGGGACCUGUGGGGCAGUUGGCCGCACAGGCAAGAUGGGGAACCGGGAGAUGGAAGAGCUGAUCCCUCUGGUGAACCGUCUGCAGGACGCUUUCUCGGCUCUGGGACAGAGCUGUCUGCUAGAGCUGCCACAGAUCGCCGUGGUGGGCGGCCAGAGCGCCGGCAAGAGCUCAGUGCUCGAGAAUUUCGUGGGCAGGGACUUUCUUCCUCGAGGCUCAGGCAUUGUAACCAGACGGCCUCUUGUACUCCAGCUUGUCACCUCUAAAGCAGAAUAUGCCGAGUUUCUACAUUGCAAAGGAAAAAAAUUUACAGAUUUUGAUGAAGUUCGACAUGAGAUCGAAGCAGAAACAGACCGCGUAACAGGAAUGAAUAAAGGCAUCUCUUCUAUACCCAUUAACCUCCGAGUCUACUCUCCCCACGUGUUAAAUCUAACGCUAAUCGACCUACCUGGAAUAACGAAAGUGCCCGUGGGAGACCAGCCGCCAGAUAUCGAGUAUCAGAUCAGAGAUAUGAUUAUGCAGUUCAUCACGAGGGAGAACUGUCUGAUUUUGGCUGUCACGCCAGCCAACACCGAUCUUGCGAACUCGGAUGCACUGAAGCUAGCCAAAGAAGUUGAUCCUCAAGGUCUGAGGACCAUUGGCGUGAUCACCAAGCUGGAUCUCAUGGAUGAAGGAACAGAUGCCAGGGAUGUGCUGGAGAACAAGCUGCUGCCUCUUCGCAGGGGCUACGUGGGGGUGGUCAACAGAAGCCAGAAGGACAUAGAUGGAAAGAAAGACAUUAAGGCAGCCAUGUUGGCAGAAAGGAAAUUUUUUCUUUCUCACCCGGCGUACAGACACAUUGCUGAUCGUAUGGGGACCCCACACCUCCAGAAGGUCCUGAAUCAGCAACUUACCAACCAUAUUCGAGAUACUCUGCCCAACUUCAGGAACAAGCUACAGGGGCAGCUGCUCUCCAUAGAACAUGAAGUGGAAGCCUUCAAAAACUUCAAACCGGAAGACCCCACAAGGAAGACCAAAGCCCUGCUGCAGAUGGUCCAACAGUUUGCUGUGGACUUUGAGAAGAGAAUCGAAGGGUCAGGAGAUCAAGUAGACACCUUAGAGCUCUCUGGCGGUGCUAAGAUCAACCGCAUUUUCCACGAACGCUUUCCUUUUGAGAUAGUGAAGAUGGAGUUCAAUGAGAAAGAACUGAGAAGAGAAAUAAGCUACGCAAUCAAAAACAUACAUGGGAUCAGGACAGGGUUGUUUACUCCAGACAUGGCGUUUGAGGCAAUAGUUAAAAAGCAGAUAGUAAAACUGAAAGGGCCUUCCUUGAAGAGUGUGGACCUGGUAAUGCAGGAGCUGAUCAACACCGUGAAGAAGUGUACCAAGAGGCUGGCAAACUUCCCCAGACUCUGUGAAGAAACAGAAAGGAUUGUUGCUAACCACAUCCGUGAGAGAGAAGGGAAGACAAAGGACCAGGUCCUGCUACUGAUUGACAUUCAAGUCUCUUACAUUAACACCAACCAUGAGGACUUCAUCGGCUUUGCAAAUGCUCAGCAGAGGAGCAGUCAGGUUCACAAGAAAAGCACAAUUGGAAAUCAGGGAACCAAUCUUCCGCCUUCACGGCAAAUUGUGAUUCGUAAGGGCUGGCUGACCGUCAGCAACAUUGGCAUCAUGAAAGGGGGCUCGAAGGGCUACUGGUUUGUCCUCACUGCAGAAAGCCUGUCCUGGUAUAAAGACGAUGAGGAGAAAGAAAAGAAAUAUAUGCUUCCCCUGGACAACCUGAAGGUCCGGGAUGUGGAGAAGGGCUUCAUGUCCAGCAAGCACGUCUUCGCACUCUUCAACACCGAGCAAAGGAAUGUAUACAAAGACUAUCGCUUCCUGGAGCUGGCCUGUGAUUCCCAGGAAGAUGUGGACAGCUGGAAGGCGUCUCUGCUCAGAGCCGGGGUCUACCCAGAUAAAUCUGUAGGGAGCAACAAAACUGAAAAUGAUGAAAAUGGACAAGCAGAAAACUUUUCCAUGGACCCACAGUUGGAGAGGCAAGUGGAGACCAUACGCAACCUAGUAGACUCCUACAUGUCAAUAAUCAACAAAUGCAUCCGAGACUUAAUUCCAAAAACAAUAAUGCAUCUUAUGAUCAAUAACGUUAAAGACUUCAUCAACUCUGAACUCCUAGCACAGCUCUACUCUUCUGAGGACCAGAACACUCUGAUGGAAGAGUCCGCGGAGCAGGCUCAGCGCCGAGAUGAGAUGCUCCGAAUGUACCAAGCCCUGAAAGAAGCUCUCGCAAUCAUUGGUGACAUCAACACGGCCACGGUGUCCACCCCAGCCCCACCUCCAGUCGAUGACUCCUGGCUCCAACACUCCAGGAGGUCACCUCCUCCGAGCCCCACCACCCAACGAAGGCUGACGAUAAGUGCUCCCCUCCCAAGGCCCACAUCUGGCCGUGGGCCAGCUCCCGCUAUCCCCUCUCCAGGCCCCCACUCCGGAGCUCCCCCAGUUCCAUUCCGUCCUGGCCCAUUACCUCCUUUUCCCAACAGCAGUGACUCCUUUGGAGCCCCUCCGCAAGUUCCGUCCAGGCCCACCAGGGCACCCCCCAGUGUUCCAAGGUUUGGUGCCGUGAAGGAGGAAGCUGUCGAGCCUUGAAGUCGAGGGGCUCAGAGUACAUGGAAAUUAAGCAACCCGUGUGACUAGCCUGGGAGUCAUUCCCCUGCGGUCACACACGGAAACAUCCUGACUUACCCUCUCCUCUCCUCGACAGCUCUCUAAAACUGUGGUGUUUUUAGCAGCCAAGUGUCAUUUGGACAAGUGGUGAAAUCACCUUGCGAUUUGUGACAUCAGCUGUGAGGCAAGCUCUCUGUUCUCCUAACUAGCCAGCCUUCCUUACAGAAAAAAAUAAAAAUCAUACCCAGACAGUCUGGAUUGUCAGGGAACUGUUUUUGUUUUUUGUUUUGUUUUUUUUUUCAACAACUAGAUUUAAAAGUAAAAAAGAAAAACAAGCUAUAUUAUAGCUCAAAAAUAUAAUUGCUAAAGACAGAACAACUUUAAGCUGUUCUUACAAUUCUUACAAUCAAGGUAUCUCAUGAGGCAACCCUUGAUAUUAGAAAUAAAUUGGUGCUGAGACCUCCAAAUGUAAUUAAUAAUCUGCUGCAGGUUCAACAUUAGUUGUCAUAAAACUAAAAUUUCAAACCACUGUUCUCUAAAGAAAAGUGUCCACUUUAAUUAAAUAUACCUCCAAAGGUGCAAUCUAUUUACAUGACGGUUCUUAUUCCAGUAUCCUGCUUCAAUUCUUAUGACAAUGUACUAGUCCACUGAAAGGAAGCAAUGGCGAAUGUCAAAGGUUUUCUUUCACUCUUCAGGUCCUGUUUCCAAUAUGGUUUAAGUGAAAGUCAAAUUAUUUUGGGGAUUUCCUCCUUGGGCCUAACUAAGGAAGUAGAGUCGACUUUACACAGGCAUUUCCACUCGGCCACAGUUCAGAUGCCUGGCGGUCUGUUUAGGCAAGGCCCACAUACAUUACCGGUGUCUCCUCGGGUCAGAACCUGUGAACUCUUUGGUGGUGUGUAGGCAGACUCACGUUUGCCUUUCUCUUUUCAUUGGGUCUGAAUCUUUCCCACAUAUCCUAUGUGGCAGGAAAGUAAAAGCAAAAAGGGAAAUUAGGAAAGAUUCCCGUCAUGCAAAACGCAAAUAACACGAACGCAGACAGGAGACAGCUCCUCCUACCGUACACUGCAGUUAGCCAAGCAGCGGGUGACAGGCCUCCAGUUAAGCAAACACAACUGCUUCCUCCGUGUCUUGUGUCAAGAACAAGUAGCUCUGACAUUGUUCCCUUUGGAGAUCUUUAGUCGCUAAGCUCCGUCACUGCAGGACAAGCGCUUUUGCAUCUCAGGGUGCCCAGUUCUGCCCUGGGGUUCACCUGAUUGAUAGAGGACAACAGCCAAGACAGAGGCCCUGGCCAGGGACAAUGCGUAAUUGAUUCCGAUUAUUUUUCCUGUGGCCAGUCAGCAGUAAACUGUCACCAGCUGUAAUCCACCGAGUGUCCCUAUAUACAAGCUGGUGUCAGCUCGGAGAAAAGCGGGGAAAUGCUCUACCAUGUGUAAAUAGACAUCCAGACUUGCAGACACACAUAGGCUAGCUAGGGCUCAAGUUUCUUUCAUUGCCCUUGCUGGGAGGAAAAAGCGAUUUUCAAGAAGGCUUCAUGCUCAGGCAUUCCUGGUCAGAGGGGAUAUUUUUCCAAGGCCUCGGAGACUCACGGUGUAUGAAUUGCACCUCUUUCACAGCUAACUUUUAUCUCAGCAGUAAACUCUUAAGAAGAGGCUGCUGGAGGCUUCUUUAUUUCCCUCUUUUCCUUUCCCCCAACUCACCGGCUACUAUGAGAGAUUAAAAAGUGAGACUUAGAAAAAAACCUUACACGGCAGACAGGAAGUUUAAACUAAAACUUGUCAGUGGAGCGUCUUGCUCUGUGAAUGUGCCUGGGACGCCUAACUGCAGCAGCGGAAGAAAGGAGGGAAGGAGUCAGCUGAGCGCGUGUUGGCUCUGCUGGCUCCUCAUGCAUUUAUCGAUGCUUAAACAUAGAAUUGUUAAGUGCCCGGCGCUGACAUUCCUUAGCCUACCCAUGCCAAACAUACUGGAUGCAUUGUCUGGGGAAACCUCUGGAUCUAAACACGUAUUUACACCCUUUAGUUGCCAAAUGGUUUCCAUCUGGCUCACCAAUGCUGUUGCCAGAAGGAUAUUCCACUUCUGGUCAGGCUAGAGUUGUCAGGGCCAGAGUGGGGGUUUCUGGGAAGGCUCUGAGCCUGAGAGACACUACAUGUUUAAUGACGCCACAUUACUUGAGCAUUUACAUGUUUAGAUCACAUGGCAGCACUAGCCCAAAAUAGAACUCCAACGCAGGGCAAUGUCGAAAGCCAUGAGGUAUUCAGGGACUCUCUCCACACCACAGCUCCCUCAUUCCUUGCAUCUGGCUGCUCCUCAGGCUUCAGAGCCACAUGAUAGGCAAAACCACAAAUACCAAAUGCUCUAAUUUAUUUUUAAGCAUUCCCACCAAGCACUGAGAAAUAUCCACUCUUUGUUUUUCAGUCAGAAUAAUCGGUUCCCAUGAAUCACAUGAACCCAUUCCAUUCACAGGCCCUGGGGGCGGGGAGCAGGGGUCGGAGCAUAAUCAAAAGGGAAAUUAGCCAACUUCUCCACGUCUCAGCAUCAGGGGUAGCGUUGAGCCUCUUGAUCCAAUUGCCCACACAGGGAGUGAUCUAAGCACCAGAAAAUGAAACAAGGUAUAAUGGCUCUCCUCCCUGCUCUUACGGAAACCCCACGAAUGCACAGGUCAACAUGAGAGUCGCCAAUAAGCAGCAUCCUUUCUUUGGUGGAAAGGAUGACAUAGAAGCUGAGAGAGAAGAAAAUGAAGACUGAACCAACCUAGAUACUCUACCACAAACAUAUCCAAAGCUUCAAGGAAAGGUCUGGAAACGGAGACAAGCUAAAAUAAAGGUGGACAUGAUCUCUUAUAGCCCCCCAUAAGCCUGCAAGGCUGAGGCUGAGGCUGAGGCAGGAGGAUCAUGAAUUUAAGGCCAGCCUUGGCUACAAAGCCAGUUCAGGCCAUCAUGAGGCACACAGUAAGAUCCUGAUCCAUCUCCCACUUCAAAAAAGGCACACAGCGUGAGAAGGGCCUUAGUUGGCUUUCAGUAUAAUCAGGAAAAUGGCCUUAGUCUACAACCGAAUAUCCCUUUUGCCUCCACCAUAUAAACAUUCGAAUUUGGCUUUAGAUAUUCUGAAGCAGCAGUAUCUAGAUGUCCCCUUCAUCUGCACACUUCAGUAUGACAUUGAUUUACAGGCACUUAGCCUGAUUAUCUGGCUAUUUUGUUUUGUUCUUACUUUUUGAGUCAAAGUCUCACAUAGUCUACUGUGUCCCUGAAUUUACUUUAUUGCCACCUCCAGCCUUGAAUGUCUAAUCUUCCUGCCCCUACUUCUCAAGUGUUCAGAUUAUAGGUGUAUGCUAUAUUGUCCAGUGGGGAAAAAUAUAUAAGGCAUUUUAUAAUCCUUGAGGUAGCUUGCUUGACAAUGAAUACUAACGUAAGACGAAUUCUGGACCGUGUGUAUGCUUUUAAGUUCAUAGUGUGAUCUCAAAGAUAAUUUUAGGACUGAAUGAAAUUUUCCUUCAGGUAAACCUUUAAGUAUCAUGCCCCAGGUCUAACAUAAGACCUGCCUACUCCCUGCCACUAUGGUUGCAGUCACAAAGAAAGGCCGUAAAAAGAUCUAAGCCCAACAUCCACUGCUUUUUAAAAACAUUCCCUAUAGUGUUAGAAAGUGUUUUAAUAACUAAAAUAAUAAACCCUCACGUCAGACAAGUUCUACAAUAUCUUAAUUAUUGGCUUUGGGGUGAAAAAUGAAGGAGACAUUAGUGGAUGUGUUAACUAGACAAACCAUGGCAGGACUUUCCCUCCACAUAUCUAGGCCUGACACCAAAAUAAAACGAAGCUCUGCAAACCCAUAGCAGGAAAGGCGACUUAAAGCUUUAAAAGUACCAAUAAAUAGAUAAUACUCAAGAGAAACCCCUGUAACUUCACCAGGAGCCUGCAGUUAACCUGGCCAGGUGAUCUUCGGUUCAGAUCAGGAGUCCGCAGUGAGUAGAUAUUGAAAUAAUAGUCUGUGAGUACAGUGGUUAGUGUUCUGCCCUGCAAUAUAAAGUGCCUUAAUAUUUCCAAUACUCUAAAUGACUCUUCCCACAUCUUAAUAUUUCAUACUGGAAAGCCAGUAUAAGAAUUUUUAACCUUUAGAACAUGAUUGUCUUUGAAGUAGCAUGCUGGUGGUGCCUCUUGAGUUUUCUUAAAAUCACAAUCUUAUGGCUUUGGCUGUUUUCCCUCAAGAGCCCUUCUCUGUGAGUCUGUCUGGCACACACUGUUAAUUCACAGUCUUCGAGGUGAGGUGAGGGGGACAGUACAUGGAGGCACUCCUGCUGGUGCCACUUACCAAUCCUACUGAACCUUUCCCCAGUCCCUGUCCCUCCAGACCUGAGAAUUUCAGUAAAACAGUGUAGACAGCCACAAGGAACCCUGCUGUGUUCUCCUGCUUCAUGUUGUCCCGAGUGAGCCCUUUGUAGUUUUCAUUUGAUAUGCUAUUUGGCUGGGUGGGAGUGGGGGGGGGGGUAAUUUGCAUAUUUACUCCCCCCCCCCACCCCCCCGCAGAAUCUAUACCAUUGGUUAAAAUUAAAGUGUAUCUCCAAGUGUGAGUAGGGAAGAGAGAGUUGUUGUCUCUUGUUCAGAAGGCAACGUUAAAUUAGAAAAACGGGGUUUAGGACGACCAUCCAUCUUCACUGCAUCCUUGGAGCCCCCUCCUUUAUCCAUCCCUGCCCCGACUUCCUUUGUCUUCCUGGCCCCACACAUCAUUCUAUAGAGCAGUCUUCCACUGGUUCCUUAUGGUGGACACCUGCCUUCUGGCUGUGUUUGGCAGGCCGGCAGGAUGAGGUAAUAAUCAGAAGAGAAUGUUCUGGGUCUUUGGCCACAUCCACGUACGGCUUUACUCAAAACAGCUCUCUGUGGGUGAGAACAGAGCGGCUCUGAGAUCCCUCUGUCUAACAUUCUGUGGAAGCCUGGAAGAACAAUGGAAAUAUAAAUGAUAGCUACCUUAGCCCAUCCUUUCAAAGCUUUUUACGCACAGAUGUGCAGGGAAAUGAGAACUUCGCACUUAUGAACAGUUUUGGCUCUAUUUCCUCUGAGUCCAACCGUCUUCUUAAGCACUCUUCUCCCUGUGGCUAUGCAGCACCGGAUAUUUUUUUUUUUUCCUAAGAGCAUAUUUUGUGAAGGAUUUCUCCAGGGCAAUGGCAAUCUUUGUAAGACAGAUGCCUGAAGGACAUAUGGUUUCCAUACAUUUUCUGUCUAGACUGGCUUUAUUUAGUGACUCUUGGUCUGAACUGGUCUAGUUAAAGUUUCUCCAGGAGCUUGUAUAAAACUUUUAGAUGUGGACAUACCAUUAAGGUGUAAAACAAAAACCUUGCCUUCAUAUUGGCAAGAGAGUAGAAGGGGUCGUUGGCCACUUUCCUCUAGACGAAGUUGUUCUGAUCACAUUGAAUGUCCACUCACCCAUUGCACCUCCAAACACUGCCAAGAAUAGAGGGGAACUCUUAGUCUGUAAACUCCUCACUGUUUUCCUGAAUAAAUUCUUUGCAUUGCUUGUGCAUGUGUGUGCGUGUGUGUAUGUUGUGUGUAUGUGUGUGUGUCUGUGUGUAUGUGUGUGUCUGUGUGUGUGUGUAUCUGUGUGUGUGUCUGUGUGUGUGUGUCUGUGUGUGCAUGUUUAUGUGUCUGUGUGUGUGUAUGUCUGUGUCUGUGUGUGUGUGUGUGUUGUAUGUGUAUGUCUCUGUGUGUGUGUGUCUGUGUGUGUGUGUAUCUGUGUGUCUGUGUGUGUGUGUCUGUGUGUGUGUGUGUCUGUGUAUGCGCGUGUGUGUGUCUGUGUAUGUUGUAUGUGUAUGUCUGUGUGUGUGUGUGUGUCUGUGUGUGUCUGUGUGUGUGUGAAAGCUCUAAUUCCUUCUUUACAUGGCCCAGGGGACCUAUGAUUUCUUGCCCUUUUAGCACCAAUUUUUACAAACACAGCAUUUUUUUUUUCCUGACUUGAAGGAGAAGAAAAACCACCCAACAAGCCACUGAGUAAGGGACUUAGCCAUUUGGCAUUUCGGUAGCUCCUUCAACCAACAAUGAAAAUUCUGUUUUAAAAUGUGGUUUCUGGGCCAGUGUUCAAGGCUGCUCUAGAAACAAUAAGAUCCUUUCAGAGGGAAAGAAUAACUUCGAGGCUUGCCCAGAAGUCAGCUCUGCUCCCUCUUUUGUGGGAACCCCAGACCUAUUUUACUGCCUCACAACUACAGGCUCCUGCAAAAGAGACACUGUGGGCCACUCUGCACGUGUCCCGCCUCCCCCAAGUGCCAUUGCUUGCUCUGAGCAUUUAAUUGGUCUUCCUUACAUAUUUGUUCGCUGGCAUGGCAGCUCAAAAGGCACAGUGCCUCUCUGUUUUUCUGUUUGCUUUCAUUUGUUUCUUUUGUUUUUUUAAAUGUUGAGCUUCAAAGGCAUAUUAGAGCUCCCCCUGCUGGAUGUUUUUUAGAACACUGUUUGAGUUAGCCAGCAGUACAGGGCAACUCUUUGUCUCCAAUUUUUGCCAGUUAAAGGGCAAAAAAGUACUGUGUGGUGCAUUUAAAACUGGCCUUUUGACUCACCAGCUGUCAUUUAGUCCUUUCUAUAUCCUCAGAUUCUGUGCGUUUAUUUUGUAACAGCAAAGCAAUUUUUCAAAAAGAAUUUGCCUGUUCACAGCCGCUCUGAAACAGUUACACUCUCUGAAAUUCCCCCCUCAUCGUCCUAGAAGGCAAGAAGGGCUCUCUCAUCUCUUCUAAAGCAUUAGUGAGUCCUACUGUCUCACAGAGGUGCGAACCGCUGUCUUUUCCUUCCCUGCUCCUGCCCUUUCUUUUCCAUGACUUCAAAUGACAGGAGACUAUAUACCCCGGAAGUGGAAACCUCCACUAGGGAUAGCUGCCUCUGGGUACCUCCUUCAGAACUUCACUUCCUUCCUUUGGAUGUUAAAGUCAGAUCCUCCCUCUCCUGGCGCCUAAGGUGGGAGGGAGGUGAGGGCCAGGAAGAAAAAGGGAAGUCAGAGAAUUAGAGGAAAGGAUGUUAGUCCCCUACUUUAAUGGGAAUGGGCUCUAUGGUACAAAGCCCCAAAGGGAGUUCUAUUUCUAGGGAAAGAAGGGAGAGGGAGGAAAGGGGGGGAGGGGAAAGGAAGAUGGGUGGCAGAAUGAGAAGAUGCUAAGGAAUAGGGAGAAAGAGGAGGAUAGGAAGGAGGGAGGGAAUUCACUGGAAGGAGUGUCAUGUCAUCUGACUUAAUUCAAUGGCCAUAUGCUGCAAAUGUCUGGAAAAAUCGGGCCCUACCCCCUGUUUUCUCAGGCUCUGUUCUUAAGUCCACUUCUCUCUACCUUCUUCAUCCCCUUCCUUCCUCUCCUCGCCUUAACUGUCAUUAGUGAUAUAGUACAGAGGCCACUGUAGAAAACGAAAUAUCACAUCUAGUCUUGUAAACACCACAGUUUCAUACAACUAAACAUUCUCUAGGUCAUUUCCUCAUUUUAGCAGCUCCAAACAAGUCACAUGAUACUUGUGGCAAAGGGUGGGGUGACGUUUGAUUUUCUAAAUAGCAUCACUUGUCCAGCUUACUUUCUUUAUAGGCACCCAUUCCUAUUCCUGGAAUGUCAGACCCUCAACUUCCCCUGUGCUCUAGAAUCAAUCCCUCCCUCCCCUCUCCUCCUCCUGCUUCUUCUUCUUUUUCUUCUUCUUCUUCUUCUUCUUCUUCUUCUUCUUCUUCUUCUUCUUCUUCUUCUCCUUCUCCUUCUCCUUCUCCUUCUCCUUCUCCUUCUCCUUCUCCUUCUCCUUCUCCUUCUCCUUCUCCUUCUCCUUCUCCUUCUCCUUCUCCUUCUCCUUCUCCUUCUCCUUCUCCUUCUCCUUCUCCUCUCCUUCUCCUUCUCCUUCUCCUUCUCCUUCUCCUUCUCCUUCUCCUUCUCCUUCUCCUUCUCCUUCUCCUUCUUCUUCUUCUCUCUCUCUCUCUCUCUCUCUCUCUCUCUCUCUCUCUCUCUCUCUCUCAUACACACACACACACACACACACACCAUCUCUAAGCUAGGACUCCAGGUGUCCCUGCCACUGCCCAGGUUAGAGCUCUAUGUGAGCAUUUACCUGCUGCUGUCACUGCUAACCUGACUCUGUCCUAACGAGACAGCCUUCCAGAAAGUGACAAUCUUUAUUUCCACAUCUCUGUUAACAUCAUACCCUGAAAUGCACACAGAGAAAGAAAAAAAUGCAAGAUGAGCUGACUUGCAAUGCUUAAUCAAAACUUACUUUGGACCCUGGCCCCCAAGCAGUGCAUUUUACAAACCAAUAUAAAUACGUUUGGAUUUUUGUUUUGUUUUGUUUUCAGUCUACUGAAAGAAUCCAAGUCAAUGUUGUUGUAAAAUCCCUUUCAUCAUUGAAAGGCUGGGUGGGUUUGUUGUUAUAGGGAUGUUAGCAUCAUACCUGUGAGGGCAGCCUAGGGCAGAUCUACAGAGCCAUCGGAGUAAGCGUCAGCACAGUGCAUUUUCUAUUUAUCCCAGAGACGAAAGCAUUCAAGUUAGUACAUGCCUAUGUUACCAAAUAAAGAUUGCGAACAAUUAUCUCAUGUUCGCACUUCAAGUCCCACAAAUUGAUUCAUAUUUUACAAAUAUAUGUAUACAUAUAUACAUAUAUAUGUAUAUACUAGUAUAUAUAUAUUAGUAUUAAUAUUAUAAAAUCAAGGGUUUUUUCUUAUGGGGGAACUAUAUGUCACUUCUUAUAUUUAGUGAGUUAUACUACCUUCAGACCCUUCAAGUAGACUCCAAUUUUAUAUGCUUCCAUACAUCUACCACAAACUAUUCUUGCACAACAAUGAGCUUGAUGACAUUCUUAGAUCACAAAGGGCAAAUAUAUACAUAUACAUAUGUAUGUAUGUAUAUAUGCAUACGUAUAUAUGUAUGUAUAUAUAUGCUAGAGAGCAAGUACCUUUAUUGUUUAUAAUAAAAUUAUAAUAAUAUCUUCCAUUUGAAUAAAAUCGUGAGCAUCACAACAUUUUCCUGAGUUAAGCCCAACUCCAUCUAAAUAUAUACCUAUUUUAAAAAUUAACAAAAUGAGAAUCAAAAUAUAAGUGGAUUACCUACACCUAAAACACUGCAUCCUGUGACAACUGUCUAGAGUAAAUAUUCUGAAGAGGAAGUGAGCUUCUGGCCUUGUCAUUACUGUUCCAUUUUCCUCAGAGGCAUGUUCCUGUCUGUUAGAUUCAUGCACGCACACUUACUCACAUCCAGGUCUUCACCCUGUCCCGAUCAAGUGCCAUGCAGUGCAGGAAGAAAAGGGUAAGAGGCGGGCUCACUCCAGGGGAGGUUUAGACAAGUGUUCAGAUGGGGGCUGCGGUGAAGGCUCAGUAAAGCGCUUACCAGGGCAAGGGUGCUAGCCUGCUUCUGGAUACCCAUCACCCACGCUUAAAAAAAAAGAGAAAAACCAAGUAUGGUGGGUGUUGUGAGCCUAUAAUACCAGUGUCAGGGAAGAGGAGACUGGAGGGUCUAUGGGGCUUACUGGUCAGCCAGUCUUGAUAACUCAAGAAGUUUCCUGUCUCAAAAAGAAAGUUAAAGUGACUGAGGAAGACUCCACUACCAACUUCUGGCCUGACUGCACACACCCACACACUCACAUACAUAUAUAUACACACACACAAACAUAUACACAUACAUUCACAUACACACACACAUGCAUACACACACACACACACACACACACACACACACACACACACACACAUACACACACACCAAAGCUGAUGAACAAUGCAAUCUGUCCUGGUGGAGCCUCCCCAAGGUCAUUACAACUAGCCUCACAUCAUGAACACUCAAGGCCAGAUAACAGAAGACGAACAGAUGGAAUUAGACUUCUAUUCUUAAAAGACAAUCGUGUGAGAGAAGGAAACAAACGGCAGGUUCUCAGCCUUAUCAGUGGAGCCAGCUUCUGCCCAGAAAAAAGAAAAAGAAAAAAAUGCCACCCACCCAGCAGGAACAUGGGACGUUCUUACAAAAACUGUCAUUGUCCAAAAUCCUGUAAGCGGGCCAUCCCUGCAGCCACAACUUCAAGUCUUACAUCUUUCCCUUUGAUUUGAAAGCAGAAACAUGGCUCUUCUAUCAUAACCAUAAACCGCCCACACACAACACAGUGUUUCAAUAAAUGUUUAAACGAUACAAGAUGCUUCAUUUCAAUGUAAUGGAUUACUUAAUGAAGCCCAUCACUUAACAAAGCAACUGAGGAAAAUUUGGUACAAAACAAAUAAGUUUGCCCCCAAACAAACUGUCUUGUGAGGUGAAUGUCUUUGGCAAUAGGAAUGGUUAGGAACUGGACCAAUGAAAUAAAUUUGAGCAGAAAACCUUAAAUACCUUCUUAGUGUUGAAGUUGGCAAACAUCUUAGCUUGGGUUAUUUAAAAAAAAAAAAAUCGCCCUCAACAACUUAGGAUCUGUCUUGAGUUGUUGUUUUUUUUUUUUCAAGCACAGAUUUUUAUGGUUUUUAUGGUUUACUUUUCUUAUUGUUUUAGAAAUAAAAUAGUGUUCACCUCUUCCAAAAGAGUAAGUGGGUCAAGGUUCUUCGGGAUUUUUUAAUUGCACAUAUUCCACAUAUGUGGAUUCCAUUAAUCUGAAAGUGAACAUAUUCCAAAGAUGCCAUAGUCAUUCUGAGAGAACACAACGGUGUCUUAUCCUUCCAUCUUUCCCUCCGUCGUUAAUUCACCACACGGGCCAUCCUUAAGGAGCUCAACAAAAGUGAAGAUGUUUAACUAUUUUUAUUCAUUUGGGGAAAACAAAAACUCACUGUGAACCAAGAGCAUGCUAAAUUCUGAGGUAGAGUAAACAAAACAUACACCAGGCCUGACAGCCAGAUGUCUCCACAGGCCUCUUCUCAGCCUCUGCCCACUGCUGGUCAUCACUCGCCCACCACCCUAGUCCAAGGUCAAAGAGAUCAACGACAAUCGGCUCUUCCAUCCAAGUGUUCAGUUUCUGUUCCAGUCUCCAUUCCCACCACUGAGCUUUCCCUCUGACGCUGAUUUAAUUCAUUUACAUUUCUAGUCCUUUUCGGUCAUUCAGCCGGCAUAGGUCUACAUUUCCCUACCUUUUGCAAGCUUUGUUACGUAGUACUUGAAAUCACCUUUGGCCCUCGCUGCACCCACACUGUCACAUUUUUCAAGCUUGCUGGGGUGCAUCACCAGGCGAUGAAUUCUAGAGCUUUACCCCAUUAUUUUGUAUCUAAAAUGGAGUGUCAUAGUAAAAACCACUUGGACAUUUGUCUCGGGUCCCUUGCCCUGCCACUCAAGCCUAGACUCCAGGCUUCUUAAAACCACCUGGCACAAUGCACAGAUUCAUAGAUAAGCCUUGCUACAGCCUCUGCCUGAGUUACAAAUGAGAAAAAUAAAACCUAGAAGCAUUCAGAAAAAAAAAAUCCUGCAUCAUCUAGCAAUUAGAUCUACACUUGAUGUCUUUUUUUAACUUCUACUCCAGGACUCUUUCUAUAUGAACAUACAGUCUCAGACAUAAGCUUCUAACUCAAAAGUGUUAUACACAUGGAACCGGCUCACCUUGACUUAGCAUGAAUGCCAGCCACAAUGGAUGUCUUGCUUAGGCACUUUUCAAUCGCUCGCUCACCUGUCCAUUCUUAAGCAAAUAUUCACCCUCUGCUCCUGAAGCUAAAUGAGCUAAAUCUGAGUGCACCACAAAGCAACAAGCGCAUUCUCUAUUCUCCAGGAACUUGGAAUCUACGGGGAGUUCAGGCAAUAAAGUGUUGGGCAGUGACAUUUAAGAUGGGAGUAAAAGGAUGAGGAGAGCCCAGGUGUACUCCUUUCUCUCUGAGCUACAAGCCUUUGUGUAACCUAUCAUGUUUGCAAAGAACAACUUCCAAUCACCUUGCCUUUCUGUAUCCCAAGUCUCUUUCAGUUCACAGUCUGACAUCCACGCAUCCUCUAAUUAUGCCCUGGUUGAGUUUCCCUCCUUCAAGUUCAAAUUCUGGCUCUCAACACCCAUCUCAUGACUGUUUAAUUACUUAAAAUACAACUCCAUAGGUUAUGUAUUUGUCCAACUCCCAGAGGACAGGAUGUUAUUGUUUAGUACCAUUCCAAACACUAAACCAAAUAAUAAAUCAAGAAGAAGAAUAUCCAAGCCUCAAUCCUAUACUCAUAUGUAUAUAUACACAUACAUAUUAGAUAUUGGGAAGGGGGCUGGAGAAAGAUCACAGGGCUUGAGUGUACAUAUUGCUAUUCCAUAGGACCCAUGUUCUGGUCCCAACAUCCACAUCAGGUGUUGUGAUAUGGAUUUAACUUCAACUCUAAGAAACCCAACGGCCUCUUCUGGGCUCUCCCGGCACCUACAUGCAUGUAUGUAUACAUACACAGGUACAGGUAUGUGAAUGUAUGUGCGCGCACACACACAAUUUAAAAUAAUAAAAUCUAAAAGACAAUUUGAGAAAAUAAUGUGUGCCACAGCCAUGAUUAAUAAACCCCCUUUUUAUAUGAUAAGACUGAUGGAUACUCAGUUGUCAAUCACUCCCUCACUGGAGGGUCAGCAGUGGACCAGGCACUGUAAGGAUACUGAGAUGCGUAAAACCGCCCAUUUCUAGUCAGUAAAGAUGAGAACAGGAGCCUAACUGGAAUCCAGUGUGAUGACUGACCAUACUGUCAUUGAAGCAACUAUAUUAGGAAGGUCAGAGAAGGCUCCCUUCACUGAGAAAAGCAAAAAGUCACUGAGAACAGUACUUCCUAUAACACCACGCUAAGCACUGUAUGACACAAGUCUGACCUCUGACCUCUGACCUCUCUAUCACAUGAGAAACUAGUGCAGGUUCAAGACUUGAGACGUAAGCUAAAGGAAUAUGGGCAGUCACCUCAAACAUGGAAGAAUAUAUUCACGAAAGAUAAAUUAUCUCUGUAUAGUCAUAAGAAGAAAAUUCCUUUUUCCCAGUGGAAAACAGCCUAACAGUUACAGAAGGCUUUCUGCAAAGGACUUGCUCACCGGACAACUAGCAGUGAUCAUGUUUGUUCCCUUGCCAAUAAGUAUCUCUAUCCAUCCUUUUAAAAUCUAGUCACUUCUAAAUAGUAAAACUAGUAUAGGACACUAAAUUAGAACCUAGCAUUGUUUCUUUGCCACUUCAGUUAUUGGAGACAAAAGGGACUCUCUGUGACUUCAUGGUAAAGGGGUCAGUAGUCAGUCUUACCAUUAAAACAGCAAUAGCUCUUCUGCUCUGAUUUUUCUCUUGGCUUUGAAUUUUAUCAUGUAGCUUAUGAUUUUUGUUUGUGUUGCUUAGCUGAGAAGCAAACCUGGGCCUUCACAGUGACAGUAUCCACUUUAACCACCAGCAAACAGGGUAUGGUUUGAGACACCCCAUCAUUGUUUUGUUCAACAUUUCCAACAGUGCUGCAUCAUCCCAGAAAAAUGGGUAUCCAAUAUGGUACCAAGUUUAGUGCUUCCAGGUCAGAAAGAGGACUACAGUUCUACAAAGGGUCUUUUGGGGAAAAAAAUUUUCAGCUGGAAAUACUAGUCAAAAAUAUUUCCAUUUAGGUUAUGUGUUAAUUAGAGUUAUGAAAAAAAAACCUUCCCAAGGUAGCUGUAUAUAGGAGCCACACAGAAAAGGCUCAUUAACAUAUUUGUGACAUAAAUAUAAUUUCAAGAGAUAAAUAAUGUGACUUGAUAAUAUUGAGCUUUUUGGGUACAAUAACACUGAAUAUCGUGCAGAUGACUUUCAGAAACACUGCAGCCAACCAGAUAGCAGCCAGUACUACUACGAAUCUUGGCGAACCCCGUAAGACUCCAAACAGGAGCUGUCCUUCACGCAGCUUACCAGGAAACUCAUACCCAUUGAGCCUGUUCACAACCACUGCAAAAAAAAACUCCAAAAGCCUUGGCUUCCUGUUUUUGAUGGUCUGCAUUAAAAGCAGAAGGGAAAAGAUUGGGGAAAGCCACUGCUAAGGCAGAGAGCAGUGGUCGAUAACACCCUGGCAGAGACAGGGAACACUGAAAACCAAUGCUGAGACUUAAUACAUCUUAUCAGUUCCUGGAGUGGGUAUACCUAAGUAUAGGCCACUCUCUCUAACUACUGUGCUUGACUGCCACAGAUCCGAGCAGUGAUGUUUCACAGUGGCCUCUAAGUCAUUCCACAUUUGCACUCGUAUUGGGGGGAAAUAAAAUCUCUUUGGUUUUCAUAAAGAUUUGCAUAACGAAAAACUACACAAUUUCCACUGGGAACUGGGCUACCCCGAUGACUCAGAGAGGAGAGUCUGAGAGUCGCUGCAGUGUGUGGCCACUCUUCCUGGCCGGAAUUGCAUGUGCAUGCGCAUGGUGGCUCUAUGUCAGUGUUCUGAAGAGACAACUACUGCUACAACACCUGUUCCCUUACCUGUCUCUUUCUCUUUUUCUAGCCGGAGGCCACCCCCAUCACCAACUCGCCCCACUAUAAUCCGUCCACUAGAAUCCUCACUGUUAGACUAAACGAAGUGUCCGGCAUGGCAAUUAACCACUAAUGAUUUAUGCAAACGCAGCACAUUCGGUAACCUUUGCAGCUCAACCAUGAGUAGUCGCAUGUAUGGACCUCUAUAGGCAAGUAGCCAGUCUUACUAAUGUGUUCACCAACUCAUCUUCAUUGCUCAUGGUAUGUCAGACCUUUGGGGUUUGACUCCGAAAACCUGCUAACCUGUAGAGAGGCUUAAAUAUGUUGUAUUGACCAAGGUAGUUUUAUACAGCAGCCCUAUACUUUGGUACCAUUUGUCUACCCAACAUAUAUCAGAAGUUGCUUUGGAAGAGCUUUCUAAGCUGUCUACAGAGAAGCUUAUGACGACUCUUAACAGAUACAAGAGUGUGAGCUUGGAACCAUACCGACCUUCCGCACAUUCUGUUUAGGGCAGCAGAAACUCUGCCUUCUGAUGUUAACGCCACCAUUCAGUCCGCAAUUGCUUAUUUAGGCUUCUUCCCCCCACCCCCCUUAUUUCAUAGGACUGCUUUAAAAAAAAAAAAAAGCAAGGUUCUUAAAUCAGCAUUGCUGAAGAUGAAAGCUUUUCAGGAGCCCGAGGCAGUCUGCAAAGGGCAAGUGCCCAGGGCUUGCCCUGGAGAGCCUCUCCUGGGGCUUGUGUGCUGUGCUUUGUGCUAGAGGCACAAGCACCAUCCAGGCAAAGCGUGAGGGGUACUGGCAAUCAGUUGAUAGAUUUGGCUCCUUUCAGAGUUCAAAGAAGAAGCAAAAACUAAUUGCCAUUCUAAAAGUGUCUGAGAAGAUAGAAUUUAUUAUCUUAUUAUUUACCUCUUUGUGAGCUAUGAUGAAGGAAGGCUGACACUGCAAGUGUUUAAUUUUCCAGUUGAUUGGACAGCAUGGGUAACUAACUCCGUUUAGUUAUUGUGACUAUUAUUUUGGCUGGAAAAAAGUUAAAUGUAUGCUAGCACAUGAUUUCUAUGGUUUAUAUAUAAAUGAUUAUACAAGAAUCCUUUUUAAAAAACGACUUUAGUGUCUCCACCCAUUCCAGACUCCCUUAAAUCUUACAGCCUACUCUGACACAAUUGCAUGGCAAGUAUGGAACCUGGUAUGGGAAGGUGAUCCAUCAGCGAUGCCAUGGUUUAAGAGCACGGCCCACGUGUUUCCAGCUUGCUCCUGAAAAACAACAUCCUGGCCAUACUGAGCUGCAGAACAAGUCUGUAGCCUCUCAGAUCUCUAAACUUUACAUGAGCAGCCUAGCCUAGAGGUUAUUAGUUCAACCUCGAGGCUACGUUUUGAACUACCUAUGACCAGAUGGUUAGCACAUAGGAACCAGCUAGAAGCCAAAUGGAAUUCUGUCUGCUAACCGCACCCAGACGGCAGAGCGGGCGGGCUUUCACCGAAUUGUAGCGUCCCCAGACAUUAUUCCAUAAUCACAAAGGUAAAUCAGGUUUUACUAACUGCAACAUCUCCUUUUGAAGGCAGUCAACAUGAUUUGUAUGCAAACUUCACUUUAAUUUCCUGUGCAGUUUCUACCCGAAGCAAGUGGCUAUAAAAUAUGAUGUAAAAACUUUUAACCAUUAUUUUAAAAAGUUUUUUUUUCCAAGUGAAAUGCCACUGCAUUGAACUUAUUCUAAUGGGUUAGAUCCCACUUUUAAUUGGCAAAAAUUAGAGAACAUGCAACAUACAAAGGGGUAUUUUUCAACCUUUAAGUGACAUAGAAGAGCUCUAAUGUCUCUAAAUUUUUUUCCCUGUUGAAAAAAAAACCGUGAAUGGAACUCGUAUAAGACAUGCACAUUGUCUUUGAAAACAGUGUCCCAACUAAAUGAAAAAAAAAAACAUACAUUAAGCAAAUGUUUAUAAUCAAACAACUCGUGGGCAAUGAGGUCUCCCCACAAAUCCCUCCUUUCAGCGCCCCCUUUGCUUCUUCCUCUGAAUUCUCUAAAACAGGCAGCUAAGGAAAUAGAUACUUCAGGGUUUGGCUUUGUCCCUCCUCUGCUUGUACAUCUUGCUAUAUUUCAAACCCUUCCUUCUGUUGGAAGAAACUAACUCAGAAAACCACUGGUGUGUUCUUGAAUCAGCACAAACCAAUGUCAAGGAAAACUGGGGAUUUGUCUCUCCACAUUUCUUCCCAUUGAUCCCAGACGGUCGUGAGCAACGGAAUGGCACUUGUCAUCCUUAGCUCUUGCUUCUUGAUCCACAGAUUCCUUGUCCCAAAUGUCUCCCUGUGUCAGGACAGUUUUGUUCUCUUUGCUACCGAGCUAUAAUCCCUUACUCCACCACCCCCUCCCCAGAAGUUCAACACUGGCACCCCAGAAUAUUUUCAGAUUGCUGCAGUUCAGAGGGUUUGCACUCUGCUAACAGCAGACACCAACAUGAACGAAGCCUGAGGUUUCACUGGCGUGUGCGGAGUGCACGUCAGGCCUCAGGACGGGAAUGUAAGCUUGAAGGACCUUCGCUUCGCACUCAGUUUCUAAUCUCUCAGUCAACCUCCUGGUUGAGGACACCAAGGUUGUCAGCGCAAUAGAUGUAGUUUUAUCUUGUCUAGCAUAAUAAUAACUUUAAAAAGUGUUUUUAGGAUUUGAAAAGGUACAUGGUUGAUAAGUAAAAGCCAGCUUUCCUGUCACAUGCUAACUUACGCAUGCAGAUUGGCUAGCUGGAAUAGCCAACCAUUUGUGGAUGGACUAUGAAACAGGAUCGAUUUAGCACAGAUAUAUUUCCAAAAAUCAUCUACCAAGAAUACCUUCUUGGAUAUUGCCUUUAGGUGUGUUUUAUAACAUAGAAGAGCAGUGGGGUCUAUUUACUGGCAAUUUCUCUGUUUCUGCAGAUACAUACCCAUUCUAUCCAAAAGUGUAACCAAACAGUUCCUGUGAUAUAAGCAUUCUAAAUUUAGAAUUAAGAGAUAGCCACAUAGAUUCACUUGUGAUUGUUAGACCGUAUCCAUACUCUAAACCAUGAGAUGGGACCUGACACCAGUCCGUGACAACUGUUGUUUUCUGUGCACUCGUUUUCUCUGCAUGUCUCUAGGAAUACACUAUGUACAUAGUGACCACGUAUUUUGUGUCCUUUUGAGUAAGUAGGUUCAAAAGCAAUUACUAAAACCCCAUUAAGCAUGAAUGUGAUUUUAUGUGCAUCAUAUAUAUACAUAUGAAUAUAAAUAUCAGUGUAAGCCUGUGCUCAGUAUGUAAGAGUAUGAAUAUAUUUUCAACUGUGUUAAUAUAUAUGUUGGGAAGACCUGCCAUAAUAUGAUUAUGGUAGUUCAUUUCUCAUAACAUACAUGAGAAACACAGGAUCUCCUAACCUAUUCUGUAUAUAUUCUGAGGGGCACAAAGCUUAUGAUAACCAUGAUGACCACCAUAACUAUAACCAUGACAAAGUAGCGUGAUGUCUAUGGUCCUUUGCAUUGAAACCCACAGCACUGCUACCUAGGAAGGCAUUACUUUUUGGGUGAGACUUUGGUUUUUAAAAAAUGUAAGAAAGAUUUGGAAGCUUUCUCCAGGGUCCCUAGUUAGUAUUGUGUUCUCUGGGGAUUGUUGAGCUGACUCUUACAAAGAGCUAAGUUAAUCUGUGUUGUCCUGAGUUCUCUUCAGUAAAGUUAAAAGAAUGCGAAGUCAGCAACACAAUGAAAGUAAUAGGCCUUUCUGAGCAAACCUGUUAAAACACGUGGGGGACAGGAUACUCAAUUCCUCGAAGGUAUGUUAUCUACUCUGACAGGUAAACCUUUGACAUUCGGGAAACUGUGCAAUCACUUUAAAUUGAUGGGAAUCUCUGCAGGAUGAGUAACAAAUCCUAAACAGACAUCCUAGCUGUCUUAACUCAGUGAGAGAUGUCUGUGUUUAAGAAGGAAGCAUGAGUUUGUAAUUUCACCCAGCACUAGUAGCUGUGAGCUCAGAGUUCCUGCGAAAGAAGCCAACUUUAGAGAAAUAAUGGAUAGUUCACCAGGUCCUUUAGUCUUUUCUAAAGAACUCAGUUUGUCUUCUAGAUAAUAAUAGGCUGUCUGUCUAGCUGAUGUGUUUAAAAUUGUGUGGUGCUUUGUAUGUGAAACUUUAACAAUAUUUUUGAAGUAUAUAUAGUAUAUGCAUUGCUAGUUGUGUAUAUAUACAUACAUGUAGUAGUAUCUGUAUGUGUGGAGAGCAAGAGACAGGAGCCUCAAAGAAUCUCCUGCUUAAGAUGUGUUAGUACUGGUAUACUGGUGAGACUCCUCAUUCCACUGCUCAAGGGCUUCACAUGUGGCUCAGCUCAAGGCAUUCAUUUCAUUCUAAUCUUUACCAUUACAUCCCUUAAACAUUACUCAUAAUGUUUUCAAUUCAUACAAAAACUACUCCAGUGUCUUGUACUGACUGCUGCCAAUCUGUGAAAAUGACUUCUCCCAAACCAGAAACCCUACCACUGUCACCUUGUGUGUUUGAUUUCAUGUGCACACUGCUUUUGUUUCAUGGGCUUGUAUGUAUUCCUCUUCUCUCCCCGUUCUGAAUCAAACUUCACUUCACCUUUUGUGUGAAUGGUUGAGUACACAGAAGUCAAAUCUUGUUUUCUCUGUUGAUUCUUUAACAUGAGCCAGAAUACUCCCCAUUGUCGUUUUUAACCACUUUGGGGAUUUCUUAAUGUUGGAUUAAUAUGGAUUCUGUGAAUGGGAUUUUUGAAGCAAAUUCCUAAAGCCUGUAUCAUUCUUGGAGGUCAUGUACCUAUUGUGAAAAAAAUGUGAAACUGUAUUUCUGAACCUGAAAUAAAUGAUUACAUUUGAAGGAA
Molecule: messenger RNA, 22194 nt
Organism: Mus musculus (house mouse)
Lineage: Eukaryota; Metazoa; Chordata; Mammalia; Rodentia; Muridae
Gene: Dnm3
Product: dynamin 3
Exons: 22
Coding region: 499-3087 (862 amino acids)
Biological process (GO): postsynapse organization; synaptic vesicle endocytosis
Cellular component (GO): photoreceptor inner segment; cytoplasm; cytoskeleton
Molecular function (GO): GTP binding; GTPase activity
Source: RefSeq, a predicted model, not a curated record